GGGGUCGGGUGGGAGGGGGUUGACUGGACGCAAUCAAACAACGCCACCUGUGCAGUCCUUCAUAGCUGGGACUGGAGAUGAGGUGUUGAUGCCGUGCUCACCUCUCCUGGGACAGGGACCUAAAUGGCGCAGCAUGAUUUUGCUCCAGCCUGGCUCAAUUUUCCCACCCCGCCCUCAUCCGCGAAGCCCUCUCUGAGCUCUGAGAAGCCGCCGGAGGCCCCCGUCUGCCCCGACAACCGCAGCGAUGUGAGCCGCAGGCGACACAACUCCUCCGACGGAUUCCAGUCCCUCAACGGACGCGCUGGAGGAAGUUACUCCAGGAAGGAGAAGAACGGCUGGAGGGGCCGGAACGGCAGCGAGGGCGGGGCCCCCCGGGCGGGGGCCUUCCAGGGUGGGGGGGGCCCCUCCCGCUCCAGGGCCCCGGGCCCCUCCCACGGGGGCAAGGUCAAAGUCCCACGCGAGAACGACCCCGCCCACGCCCACGCCGGUACAGAGGGCGACCGGCGCAAGCAGUUCCAGGCUGAAGACUUCCCGUCUCUGAAUCCGGACACCGAGCGGGAGGUCAACCAGAGCAAGGCGGUGACGGUGGGUGUGUGGGAACAUCCGCCCAAUCCCAAGUCCAGAAGCUCGAAGAUGAUGGUGAUCAAGCGGCUGCCGAAGGAGGAGCCCAGCUCCACGCUGCCCCCCGCCGUGGCCCACCCCGCCCAGCCUGCGCCCCCCAAGAACGGAAUCCCGUCCUUCUACAAGGGCCUGGUCCCCAAACCGGUGGCUGUUCCCGCAAAGGGCAGCCGCUCGUGCUCCUCCUCCCCCGUGGACCGGGCCGGUCCGCCGCGGCUGAUGAUGAGGCUGACCCGCGCGCGCACCCACAGGAAGAGCCAGUUCCUCAAGGCUCUCAAGCAGGACAAGGUGGACGAGGAGGACCUGGACAACCCCUGCAAGGACGACGACGACGCCUUCCUCGUGCAGAACUGCAACCUGGGACACGGGGACGAGAACAGCAACCGCUUCCAACCCUCCUCCCCUCGGGAGAACGGGAACGCCUCGCUCGUCGCCCGGCAACAGAUCCUCCGCUCCUCCGCCUUCCCGCAGCCCGAGGGCCUGUCCGGCUCCCUGGAGGCAGAGCACAGGCUGCUGAAGGAGAUGGGCUGGCAGGAGAACGACGAGACCUGCGCCCCGCUCACCGAGGACGAGAUGAGGGAGUUCCAGGCCAUAAGCGAGCAGCUGCAGAGGAACGGUCUGCGGAGGAACGGCUUCCUGAGGAACGGCGAGUUCCCGGGCGCCUGGCGGCACGCCGCCCUCCCCUCCCCCGCCCCGGCCGACGCCUCAGAGACCAGCAGCAGCGACACCUCGGACGAUGAGGCCUGAACCAGCGCUUCUGAAAAACCCCUCGGCUCCCCGCCACUCUGCUCUGACCCUUCACUACCGGAGGGAGGGGGGGGGGGACAACCCAGCAACACAAAACACAAAAACACAAACCGCAACACAACGGGGACUCCUGUGUGCCGAGAGUCUGAGGAGAUCUGUAUCAUGGAGAGAGACCCAGGGCUGUCUGAAGGCCUGGCACAAGAACACUUGCUUCACACUUGCUUUGUAAAGUUGGCCCCUGUAGUUUAAGAGAAAAAAGAAAAGCGGAGGGGGGGAAGAAAGAAAACGAAAAAAGGAAAACGACGACUUUGGGUGGAAUUUUAGUGACUCUCGUCUCAAGCACUGAAAGCAUUAAGAACCAGAAUACUGCAAUGUGUGUCUGUUCUGGGAGAAGUGAAUAAAAUGAUUGCAAUUCA
This is a messenger RNA of Conger conger (European conger), 1781 nucleotides long. Its product is annotated as vasculin-like. Gene Ontology annotation, biological process: positive regulation of DNA-templated transcription; DNA-templated transcription. The transcript has 10 exons. The coding region runs from base 124 to 1365 and encodes 413 amino acids. Gene Ontology annotation, cellular component: nucleus. The record is from RefSeq and is a predicted model, not a curated record. Gene Ontology annotation, molecular function: DNA binding; RNA binding. Lineage: Eukaryota; Metazoa; Chordata; Actinopteri; Anguilliformes; Congridae.